This is a messenger RNA of Pyrenophora tritici-repentis Pt-1C-BFP, 1779 nucleotides long. The record is from RefSeq and is a predicted model, not a curated record. Lineage: Eukaryota; Fungi; Ascomycota; Dothideomycetes; Pleosporales; Pleosporaceae.
AUGCCGCCCGCCAAUUCGCCUGACCCGGAACCCACCUUCAUCUCGGCCCUGCGCGAGCUCGAGAGCCCCGUAAACGACGACGUGCUCAACCUCGCCGCAACCCUGGGCACCCAGACGGACCACCAAGAUCGAGACGGCAACGCCGACGACGCCAACCACACGUACACGACCAUCGACAGCCUAGCCACACUGCGCAACGACACAGACGACGAGAUUGAGCGCGCCCAUCUGCACUAUCUGCGAGCCACGCAGGAACACGACCAGGCCCGGUUGGACCGAUCACGCGAGCGCCUGCGCCUGCUGGAGCGACAGCGAGACGAACUGGAGCAGCGCGACCGGCUGCGGCGAGUGAUGAGUCGCCUCAGCCGCCUGAGUGACAACAACUAUGGCGACCGCGUGCCCAGUCAGAAUAGCCUGUAUGACUGGUCGCCCGCCAACAAUGUGCCCCCUACGGCCACGGCCACGGCCACGGCCACGGCUACGACGACCACGGCCGAGAGCUCGCUGAGGUCGACGGCCAUCUUGCAGUCGGCAGGCGUGCGCCGUCAUCCACGCUUCUCCGCGCGCACCAGGGAAGGCGUCACCAGCGAGGCGCCACCACGACACGUUGCCCAUCGUAGCCUGAGGGAGAUGCUUGCCGCUCGAAACAGCCUGAACAACGAAUUGCCCGAACGCGACCGUGAGACAGCCCGCCACAUGUCCAUGCAGCGACUCUCAGACGCCCGGAGCUCGCCCAUGCUCGAGCAGACUGUCAAGUACCUGUCGCGGAUACGCCACUCGAAUACCAUCGAUGAGAGCCUGGAGUGUGCGCGCGACGCCGGAUUUCUCACAAAGGACUACUUCUGCCUCCAGCACUCCGACUUUAUCGCAGACACCUUCACCAUACCGACACCUACCGAGUCAUCGUGGCUAGCACCCGGCGCCGUACUCUCCGGCUGCCAGCAUGCGACGAGUAUAGCUGCCACUGCCUCCAGACAUAACGGCCUCGUGCCGCCCAUCCGGCCAUGGAUAUGGAACCCCAACGAAGCAUCUACCACUCGAUCCUCACAGCUACCCGAUGCCCCACCACAGCAAGAUCGAUGGCCCGUCAAGGUCACCAUACACGACGUAGACUGGGACAAGAUGGCCCUCUCCGCAACCAUGGAAGCGUAUAAUGUGCCUUCCCACCCACACUCGCACUCUAUCCUCAACACAAACUCGACUUCGCCACCAGUCACACGCACAUCCUCCAUAACAACAUACCUCGAAGGCGAAAUCCUAGACUUCAACAACCACACCCUCCUGACAGAGUCAUUCAAGUCAAAUGCCGCAAAUGACGCAACAUACUGGCGCAAACUGCCACCCCUUCAGAAGAUGAGCGACGACGAAGUCCCACCGCCCUCGACCACAAUACCAUCCUUCCCCGAUGGCCCAGCGCGCAAUACCUGGGCCUCCUCCAAUAACAGCUCAACCUACUACCCUCCCACAUCCAACUCCAACCACGCCUCACAGCUCCAGCCGUCACCAUAUCGCAUCGUCCGCAACGCGAACACAGGCCGCGCCGAAGUCGAGAUAACGCCCCAGCCUCUCUUCAACAGCAGUGCAACAAACGAUGCCGAACAUGCGACAUUUGACGACUCGGGCUGCGGGCUUACAAUAAGCGGCUUCUACUAUGUGGCGCUGGAUCGGAGGAAUGGAAUGCUGGAGGGAUUGUAUUAUGAUCCGCAGAGUAGUCCAUAUCAGUGCUUGAAGCUGGAGAGUGUGCGGGGUGGGCUGAGGAGUGCAUGGGGAUUCAGGUGA